GCAAAUGCACUGAUCGAUGUAAUCGACGAAGUGUUGAUGCCAUCCGUAUCGUUGUUCGAAAUGAAUUACGCGAUAUCGGAUGAAAUCUGGCAUUUGCUAUCGCACUUUCCCUAUACACUUCGCUAUCGAAUUUAUGCACACUGGAAAGGUGUUAUGACCCAACGCCAUUCGCUGAUCAAUGUUCAACGCGGUAAAACGCUGGGUAUGACUCGAUAUGUUGUGAAACGUUUGUCGAAAGAAACUGUUCGAAUGAUGGGACGUCAACUGGGCAAAUUGUGUCAUUCGCAUCCAACGGUCGUAUUCGAUUGCCUGCUCAAUCAGAUUCAAACAUUUGAGAACUUAAUCGAACCAGUCGUUGAAUCGAUUCGUUUUCUGAGUGAUCUCGAGUUCGACGUUCUCUCGUUUUGCAUCAUCGAGCAUCUUGCUUCACCCGAUAAACAACAACUGAAGGCAUCUGACGGUAGUCUUUCGCCGUGGUUACAGUCGUUGGCCACAUUUGUUGGAACUGUAUUUUUAAAAUACAACAUGGAAUUGACGGGUAUUUUGCAGUACGUCGCUAACCAACUGAGAAACGGCAAGAGCCAAUUGCUAGAGUUUAAGAUUUGGAAAGGUGACUGA
Messenger RNA from Anisakis simplex (herring worm), 618 nucleotides. Lineage: Eukaryota; Metazoa; Nematoda; Chromadorea; Rhabditida; Anisakidae. The record is from the annotation of a GenBank genome assembly.